AUGGCGGAUAUCCUAGGGCGGAACGUGACCCUCAAUGCCUCAAUCAUCCUGAUGCUCAUCGGCAGCGCGCUAUGCACUGGUGCACCGACCCAUGCAUUCCCCGUCUUGCUGCUCGGCCGAGCAUUCCAAGGGCUGGCCGCGGCCGGGUUAAACGUGGUUGUUCACACGAUUCUGGCAGAUCGGGUGUCGUUGCAGGAAAAUGCCAGAAAUUGGACGCUCUUUUCAUUCAUCGGCGGCAUUUCAUAUGCUCUAGGACCUGUUAUUGGAGGGUACCUCACAAACGCCAAUUGGAGGUGGUGCUUUGCCAUUAAUUUGCCAGUGGCGUUUGCUGCCAUCAUCAUCACCUUCGUGGUGUUGCGAAAAGAACUUCUAGGCCCCCAACCUAUCCCCGAGCUUGACGAAACAACUGAGACUGGCCGACGGACCCAACUGGCUGCCCGGCUCAAAACCGUGGAUGUUGGAGGCCAAGUCCUCUUCCUGGUUGGGUUUGGACUGAUUAUCCUCGCCUUGACCUGGGGCGGGGCUACAUACCCCUGGCACUCAGCUGCCAUCAUUGUUUCCUUGGUGUUCGGUUUCAUUUUCAUAGGAGCCUUCGUUUGUUGGGAAAGAUUGAUGGUACCGGGGAGUUUUCUCGCAGAAAAACUACCGCGGCAGAGGCCGAUGAUUCCUUGGGAUAUCUUGUCCCACCGAGAUAUUGGGCUGCUCUUCUACUCCGAGAUCACCUCCGGGAUGGCUAUGCAUGCAGUUCUAUACUACUGUAACAUCUAUUUCAUCGCCGUGAAGGAUUACACUGCAGACAAGGCGGGGGUGCAACUUCUAUACUUCACGCCAGGAAUUGCUGUCGGAAUUCUUCUGUGCUCCAUGAUCUGCUCUUCAUGGCCGAGAAUGACCUGGCCUGCAAUUUUCCUCGGGACCCUUGUGGAAGCUGUGGGCAUCGGUAUGAUGGCCUAUGCUUUGUACACCGAGUCCUCGCCAACCAUUUUUGGCAUGAUGGCACUUGUCGGUGCAGGAGGAGGGCUGCGGAUGAUGGCCUCUCCAUUACACGGCGUCGGUAUUUUCAGACAGAGCAGAGCAGCGGUUAUUGGCCUGUUGACAUUUGCCACUCCAUUGGGGGGGACCAUUGGCUUGACAAUUAUGUCGACUGUUUUCAACAACGUCUCCAAUUUGGAGACCAGCGGCGACUUCUCAGCUAUCCGGAAUAUGGACCCGAUCGCCCAGCAAGCAGCUAAGCAUUCAGCCAAGAUGGGCGUGGUAUGGGCGUUUGUUGCUCUCACACCAUUGAUGGUCCUUGCCUUCCUCUGCUCCCUCCUUCUCGGAAAUGUCACAGUUGCCGGAAAGAGUAACCCCGGGGCGGACGAGGACCAGCACAUCGUGAUGGAGGAAAUAUUUCUCAUCUCACUCCUCCGUGGGCGGUUAAAUCGAAACUCUUACGAUAGAGCCGUAAGACUGCACAGCUCCGAUCGAGGGGCCGACGUCGAACAAAUCCCAAUGACCCUUAGGAAAUAA
This is a messenger RNA of Clonostachys solani, 1506 nucleotides long. NCBI's taxonomy places the organism in Eukaryota, Fungi, Ascomycota, Sordariomycetes, Hypocreales, Bionectriaceae. The record is from the annotation of a GenBank genome assembly.